Messenger RNA from Leguminivora glycinivorella, 772 nucleotides. Its product is annotated as thioredoxin domain-containing protein 17-like. Gene Ontology annotation, molecular function: protein-disulfide reductase [NAD(P)H] activity. Gene Ontology annotation, cellular component: cytosol. The coding region runs from base 126 to 509 and encodes 127 amino acids. NCBI's taxonomy places the organism in Eukaryota, Metazoa, Arthropoda, Insecta, Lepidoptera, Tortricidae. The record is from RefSeq and is a predicted model, not a curated record. The transcript has 3 exons.
GAUUCGGCAUUCGACUCAUUCGAUCCGGUGCUGUAUUUUGCUUAUCAUCACUAAAAUUACUUGGAAGCCUGCAUUCAGUUGUUGAUAUUUGUAGGUGGAAUACCUUACAAUAUAAGGAACCGAACAUGGUGACUCGCGUAGAAAUUAAAGGGAUGGAUGCAUUCUCAAAGUACACCGAGAGCCUCAGUAGUUCGGGGCCGCCGGUGUUUUUCUUUUUCAGCGGAUCUAAGUUGCCAAAUGGAAGUAGCUGGUGCCCAGAUUGCGUUGAGGCUGAACCUAUAGUGCAGGCUUACCUGAACGAGUUACAGAAGAACAUUACUUUUGCAUAUGUGGAUGUUGGAGACAGAGACUACUGGAAAGACAAAAUGUGCCCAUUCAGAACUGACCCCCGCACCAAACUCAUGGUGAUUCCGACACUGCUCCGAUGGAAAGGAGUCCAGAGGCUUGAAGGUAGCCAGUGCAACAAGCGUGAUCUCCUCCAGAUGUUAUUCGAGGAAGAGGAAGAAUAAUAUGCAUAUUAAUUUAUAGGGUAAAUUAUCCCAUAAAAGGCAUAAACCAAUAAUGUAUUUAAAAAAGUUGGUAAUGCUGACAGGGUAGCUUACCCUAAAUUAAAAAGAUUCUUAACUCAAAAUACACUAAACUGUACCAACUCAUUGUACUAAGGGUUUAUUAUAGUAUCUGUUUAGUUGUAUUUUGGGGUGAACUUUGUAUUUCAUAUAAGUAAAAUUGGCAUGCUUUUAUAAUCUUUUAUGUAAAUAUAUGAUUGUUAAGA